Molecule: messenger RNA, 926 nt
Organism: Setaria italica (foxtail millet)
Lineage: Eukaryota; Viridiplantae; Streptophyta; Magnoliopsida; Poales; Poaceae
Product: light-harvesting complex-like protein OHP2, chloroplastic
Exons: 2
Coding region: 167-748 (193 amino acids)
Source: RefSeq, a predicted model, not a curated record
GUUCGCAGAUGCAAACUUGGCACCACACACUCUUAUCCACAGCGAGAGCGUGGGUGUGUGUCCAAACCUUCUCCACGCGUUCCCUCCCUCCUCUCCUUCUCCUUCCCCCUCCCAAGAAACAAAAGAACCAGCCAGCCAGCUCUUGCAGAGCUCAAGCGACGCAGCAAUGUCUCUGGCACCAUCCAUCCCUUCCAUCAAGGUGAAGGUGGGGGGCGUCUCGGUGGCGCCCCCGCACCGCGCAUGCCGGUCGUCGUUUGCGGUGAUCAGGAGCUCCAAGGCGGAGGGGCCCAUCCGGAGACCCGCGGCGCCUCCGCUGUCGCCACCGCCACCGAUGCCGCCCAAGACGCCGGCUCUGUCCACACCACCGACCCUGUCACAGCCCCCAACCCCCGUGAAGCCGGCUGCUCCUCCUGCGUCGUCGGAGCAGCCACAGACGCCUCUUGAGCAGAAGCCGGUUCAGGCCGCAGCUCCGUCGGCAGCUGUGCAGAAGCCGGUGGCUGGGGCUGUCACGCUGGAGUACCAGAGGAAGGUGGCCAAGGACCUGCAGGACUACUUCAAGCAGAAGAAGCUGGAGGAGGCCGACCAGGGGCCCCCCUUUGGGUUCUUGCCAAAGAAUGAGAUUUCCAAUGGAAGAUGGGCUAUGUUUGGGUUUGCAGUAGGGAUGCUAACAGAGUAUGCAACAGGCUCAGAUUUUGUUCAGCAAAUGAAGAUCCUCCUCUCCAAUUUUGGAAUUGUGGACUUGGAUUAAUGGUGGACGCUUGGUGUUGUUGUUGUAUAAGUCUUUUAAAUGAAAUGUACCUACUUGAUAUGGCAUAUAGAAAAUUCAAUCUUGCACGUUGUUUAACUUAUAUAACUUAGUUUCAUUUGUGCUGCCCUGUGAAUUUGGAUGAACAUAAAAGUCAAUUUCCAGUUUUCUUCUUUGCUUA